Branchiostoma belcheri (Belcher's lancelet) is the source of this 2450-nucleotide messenger RNA. RefSeq names its product laccase-1-like. The coding region runs from base 130 to 2358 and encodes 742 amino acids. The record is from RefSeq and is a predicted model, not a curated record. The transcript is spliced from 10 exons. Gene Ontology annotation, molecular function: copper ion binding; oxidoreductase activity. Lineage: Eukaryota; Metazoa; Chordata; Leptocardii; Amphioxiformes; Branchiostomatidae. Gene Ontology annotation, cellular component: plasma membrane. Gene Ontology annotation, biological process: iron ion transport.
AGCCAAUUGUGGCGUCCGGUGAAUCGGCGGUAGGAGUCAGACUAAUCACUGGCUAGCUUGCAUGACGAACACAGCAACGUUUUUGCGCAGUCUGCUUCUCUUCUUCAUUCUGACCAGGUCACAAGAAAGAUGGCAGGGCCCCUGAGAACCACCAUCACCAUCAUCAUCAUCAUGGCGGCGAUAGUAGCGCUCCCUGUCGUCCUAUCCCAGCCCUGCACCGAGAGUGUCUGUAACUUUAACUUCGUCAUCAGGCGAACCAAGACCAUGACUCACUCACGGGACGUCAACGGGAGAAGGGACACAAACUCCGUAAAACUUCGUGACGACGGACGCCUUGAGCUUUUUAGUCCGAUGGGAAACCCCGCCCACCCUGGGAAGGAGAACGUGAACGGUACUCUCGUGCCCGUGGAGGAGGUCAUUACCACUGACGGAGUGGUAAGAAACGUCAUCACGGUCAACGACAUGUUCCCGGGACCUACCAUUGAAGUCGUGGAGGGGGCACAGGUCGUCGUUAAAGUAACGAACAAACUGUUGAGCGAGGCCACAAGCAUCCACUGGCACGGUCUGCACAUGCGCGGCACGCCAUACAUGGAUGGCGUGGCCUACGUCACCCAGUGUCCCAUCAUGCCCCGCGAGAGUUUCGUCUACCGCUUCCGCGCAGAGCCUGCUGGGACACAUUUUUACCACUCCCACAUCAGUACCCAGAGGGAAGACGGACUGUUCGGGGCUUUGAUCGUGCACAAGGCAAAACAUCCCAUCAUGCCGUCUGUUCCCGUGAUCCUCCACGACUGGUACCACACUGAAGCUACGCCAUAUUGGAUUUCCAACCUGUUCCGUUUGGAAUAUGGCGGCGAUGGGACAUAUUUGCUGGGUGCCUACGAACGCUCGUUCUCUCAAGAUGGUGUCAAGCUCUCUAGUCGAGAGUACAACUCAGCUUUGAUCAACGGACGUGGUCGAUUCCGGAACAACAGGGCGCCGCUCAGCACCUUCACAGUCCCUACCGGAGGGUCCGUUGAAUUCCGGAUCAUUCACGUCGGUCCGGACUAUCCGUUCCGGUUUUCUGUGGAUCAACACGAGCUAACGGUGACAGCAAGCGAUGGGUUCGACAUGGCACCUCGCAGCGUGCAGUCAGUCAUUCUAUACCCCGGAGAGAGCUACGAUAUCCGGAUUAACGGAAGCGAGAAUCCGGAUUUGUACUGGAUCCGGGCUAAGACCCUGCGCGCCGGCCAUUGCACAAAAUGCUACCCGUACAACAAAGUCAACGUGGUUCCGGAUGACGUCACACAAGAGGUGCGGGCUGUUCUGCGUUACCAAGGUGUAACGGCAAACAGCGAGCCUACCACAUCUAAACGGAACUGCAGCGAAGAGAAUCCGUGUUAUGUCUUUAACUGUCCGUUUGCUGGCUACGCCGAACACUUGAACACUUUCUGUAUCAAUAUCAAUAAAGCAGAAGCUCCCGUGUCAUCACCAGAGGGAGAUGAAAAAUCAAAGGUUACUGACAAUGACGAUGAACAUUCCCUCAUCACGGAAGCCUCAGACGUAACGGAGAUCUUCUUAAACUUCAACUUCGCCAUCGGGUCUUCCGUCAACGGUCGCCGGUUCAUCGGUCCUACCGCCCCGCUUCACCAGGACAGCGCGGCGGCCAUCGUGCCGUGUGACGAGGAACAGUGUCUCCGGAGCGGAUGUCGGUGUACACACAUCAUAGACAUUCCUUACAACAAGACGAUCCAGCUGGUGAUGUAUAACACCUUCGCCCCGGCCAGUCAGACGCACCACUCAGUCCACAUCCACGGGCACGCCUUCCACGUCCUCGCCAUGGGUUACCCCAGCUACAACAAGACUACGGGUCACUACAUCCAGCCGAACAGCGAUGUGAAAUGCAAGAACGAGCUGUGCACGGACGCCACCUGGCGAGAUGGGCCGCCACUGCUCAACCUGAUGAACCCGCCACUAAAAGACACCGUCCUGGUUCCUGCCAAUGGAUACACUGUGGUCAGGUUCAGGUCUGACAACCCCGGGCACUGGUUCCUGCACUGUCACAACGAUCAGCACAUGAACGAGGGGAUGGCGCUGGUGCUGCAGGAGGCGGCAGACCGGCACCCCGCCCCGCCCAGGGGCUUCCCGCGCUGCGGGGACUUCACUUGGAGCUCGGAGGAAUACCAGCGCGAUUUGGACGAUAACGGCUCACCAGAUGUCCAGACAGCAGUGUUUGGCACAAAGGUCCUGAUCCUGUCUACUGUGGUUGGAGUUCUCGCCAUCGUCAUCAUACUGGCAGUGGCAGGAUACCGUAUCCUCAAGACGAAGAAGAAGGACGCAUCUUCACUGACAGUCGUGGCGGAGUCUGUUCCCUUAAAGUAACAUGCCCUUGAUGCAAAAGAGGAAUUAUUCUUCCAUAAAAGUUCCUGUGAGUUAGUAACUUACCGUGGAGCAAUUAAACUAUUCUCCAAUUU